AUGACGCGCCGCAACCAAAGUACGAGAGGAGGUCGCGGUGGCAAUCGAUUCGGUGGAAAUUGCCAGACGAGUGGCAAUUCACAGAACACAAGAAAGAAAGAAAAACGAUCGCCCAAGUAUCAUCCGAGCGACCCAGAUUUUCCUUAUGCCGAUGUAACACGGAGCCUCAUCGAACGAAUUGGAAUGGAGGGAUUGGAAUAUCCCCAGAUUAUGAUAUCUUCCAUCAAAGAAUUGAAUGAGCCAGACUGGGAUGUUUUGAAACCCAAAUUGGAUUUAACUGGACAAGAAGACGAAAUUGAGAGAGAGAGGCAAAGAAGGAAGAAUUGA
This is a messenger RNA of Cylindrotheca closterium, 327 nucleotides long. NCBI's taxonomy places the organism in Eukaryota, Bacillariophyta, Bacillariophyceae, Bacillariales, Bacillariaceae. The record is from the annotation of a GenBank genome assembly.